Paramuricea clavata is the source of this 4751-nucleotide messenger RNA. The record is from the annotation of a GenBank genome assembly. NCBI's taxonomy places the organism in Eukaryota, Metazoa, Cnidaria, Anthozoa, Malacalcyonacea, Plexauridae.
AUGGAUCAGCGUAAAUGCAUUGUUCACUACGACAUUAAAGAUACCAAAUAUAGUAGCAUAAAAGAGCUUUCUUCUGUUAACAAGGAAAAAAUUUAUUCGGCAAAAUGUAUUCGCGAGUCGUUAGGAGGUAAGAAUCAUCAUGCAGAACAGUGCCAAUUAAUUCCAGAAGAAAUUAACCCAGUUCAACACGGCAUACAUCUCGUUCCUUGCUAUAAAAAGUUUACUUUGAUCCUCUCGAAAGAAAAAGAUCGCUCCUCUGAGAACUCUAAUAAUGAAAGCCUUUUAACGGAGCCUCGCCCAAAACGAGCGAAAACAUCACAUGCUAGCAAUGUCUACCCCAAGGAAUGCAAUUUUUGUAAAAAGUAUAGGAUAAUGAAAAAGAAUAAAAUUCACUUCCCAAAAACUGUAUGCACGGAUAAGGCUGUACAAACUAUAAAGGAUGCUGCAGAAUCUAAAGAAGAUCAAAGUCUUUACUUUGAAAUUAAAGAUGCCGAUUUGAUUGCAAGGGAAUUUAAAUACCACGAAAAUUGCUAUAAGGAGUAUACGCGAAAAGAGAAAUCUUCUUUUAAGCAAGCCGGGAACGAACGAUCGCGAUCUUUGGGCGAUUUCGAUCAAGUGAAGAAAUGUAUAGAAGAGAAAAUUCUUUCCCAAAACCAGGCAAUAUCAAUGCGCAUCUUGCAUGAUCUAUACGGCGUCCAUUCUGAAGAUACAAGAUAUCGCAGUAAAUUGAAAGCAAGGAUACAGGAAGCCUAUCCAGACAAGAUAUCGUUCCUAACUGUUGAUGCAAACACCGCUGAAGUUGUUAUAAAUACAGACGCAAUAAACUCUCAUACGAUAAUUAAUGAUCGCGAGCAUUUAUUAAUGCAAGCCGCAGAGUGUCUUCGCGAAGAUAUCCUUGAUCAUGCUCAAACUAUUCCAAGUUUGAGUUGGCCACCAAGUAUCGAUGACCUCUCGAGUGAUGAAAGAAAGCCACCAGAAUCGUUGGAGUCAUUUUUGCGGCAACUGUUGAUGAAUAAGGAUCAUCCUAAUCGUGAUACGGCCAAUAGAUUGAUUCAAUCAUAUUCUUCGGAUUUAAUUCACGGCGUAACACGCGGGAAAACAAUAACCGCAAAGCAUUUUCUUCUUGGGCUCGGACUUCAUAAUCUAACAGGGCAAAAGGUACCGAUACAAAUAGUGAAUCACCUUGGACAUUGUAUAGACUACAAUCUGGUGUGUGAAAUUGAGACUGCGCAGGCAGAGAAAGCAGACUGCAUUGCCAAAGGUAGCGGGGCCCUUCCGAUUCAACCAAUAUCUUCGGGCCAUAGUGUAUUAACAUACUUCUGGGUAGACAAUUUCGACAUGAAUUUAGAGACAAAAACUGGGCAUGGCGCAAUUAAUUCAACACACAUGGUUGCCUUUCAGGAGGAAUCGCCGUUGACAAUAAAGCAAAGCAAUGAAAUUCAGUUUCCAAGGACCAAACGUCGAUCACUGGAAGUUUCUGAAACUGAGCAUGUUGAAGUUGUUGUUAAUGCUAAUAAAGAGCCACCUAUCACUUGUUUCACUGAUGAAUCGACACCAGGAGAAAGUUUGCAAGAAUCUAUAUACGCAACCAACUAUUUGCUAUGGAUCAUUUUGAGAAAGCUGAACAUGGCAGAUCAAACUCUCUCAACAUACUCGGGAUGGAGAACAUGUGUAAAAAAGGUCAAUUCGACAACCCCCCUAAAGAAGACCGUUCUUAAAUAUUUACCCCCCAUUAAUGCAAAAGUCACUGAAUUCUCAACGAUUUACCAAUACCUAACAUAUCUGCAGCUCCUUGCCAGCGAAGUGAAUAUGCCAUAUGUAAACGUGACAUUGGACGUUGGUGCUGCCAUGAAUGCCGAAAGGGUGCUGUGGAAUUAUCCUUCGAAAUUCCAAAACGUUAUUAUUCACUUAGGCGACUUCCACUUCAUGAAGGAAAACUUUGGUGUUAUUGGAAAGAUCGUCAAGGGUUCUGGGUUCGAAGAUGUAAUUUUUCAAGCUGGAGUAUGCUCGACAGGUAGUCUCAACGGUGUCUUGAUGGGCUCUCACUACAACCGUGCAUGGACAGUCCACAGUGCUUUUUCAGAAGCUUUAGAAAGGUUGUUAAUCGAAAGGUUCAUCUUUGAGUACAACAUUUUCAUUCCAGAAGAUUUCAUUACCGCUGCAGAGGUUCCACAGUCAUUUUAUGAGGAUAUAGUUAGCAGCAAUGCCACGUUCUUAUCACGGUAUCAAGAGUUUAAGGAAAGUAUACGCAAUGGAGAACUUGGCGAAACACCGCGAUUCUGGUUGCUACUAUACUUGGAUCUUAUGCAAACGCAACAUUUUAUUCAUCUGGCGGUCCAAGACAACGAUUUUGAGAUGCGACUUCGCUGCUGGAAGUUCUAUUUGCCACUGUAUUUUGCGCUUCAGAAAACCAACUACGCUCGGUAUGGUUCCUACUACGUUAAAGUGAUGGAGAAUAUCGAGAAAAUGUACCCUGGCUUAAAAGAACUGCUUGAGCAAAAUGGUAUGUCCGUACAAGCCCAAGAAUCAUUCCCUGUUAGAGUUGCUAUUGACCAGAGAGGUGAGCAAACGAUCAACAGAGAUGCCAAGACAUCGGGAGGAAUCAAGUCAUUUGCCGCAGAUAGUUCAGCUAUUUUGAAGUGGACAUUAAAUCGGGCCGAACAAGCGGAAAAUACUAAAGCACUCCUAGACUUCGCAGAGGUGAACAAUGCCAGUAAUGCUUACAAACCUCUCCGGCCAUCACAGAUUUUGCAAUCAGAAAAAUUCGUGUCGCGCAUUAUAGAGGUAUUGAACGAAGAGUAUGUUAACCCUUUCGAUGUCAAUAUUCCGAAAGAAAAGCUUGUUAAUUUGAGUUCUGCCGUUGCUCUGCCAGACCAAAUAGCUUCCGAAAUACUUUCAACGAGAAGUGUUGGUAAAGAAGAAAGUCAGAAGUUUCGUUUAGAGCGCCUUGAGUCUAGUGAGGUCAAAUUUCACGAUCCGAUAAAAAGACGAAAGUUGCAAAUGUUCAGCAAUUCAAGUAAGAAAGUCACAAUUGAGGAAAACAAGAAAGUGAAAUCUGUUGAAGUUAAUCGGAAUAUCUUGGGAACAUUACUUUCAUUUUCAGCAAAGAGUGGGCAAGCUAUUGAUCUUAAAAAAGCACUUGAAUACCCUUUGUGCCCUGUUCCGCUAAGCUUGGCUAACCCCGACGGAUCCAGAAGAGUAACGACGAAAAGCAAGUUAACCGAAAUUAUAAUCAAGAAUGUGAAAAGCCCUGUAUUACACCCAAGGGAAAGUCAACCCCGGAAAGAAACCGUGUCUGCGUUUAUUGUCGACAUGAUGGCAAGUGUUAGGAGCAUAACGCAAGUACCAGAAACGUAUGAAGAUCUCACGUGGAAGUUUUUGCAGCAGCUGCCGUCUGGAUACAGUCGGAUUGACAUUGUCGCAGAUACAUACCAAGAGGUUUCACUUAAGUCAGCCGAAAGAAACGCACGUGGGAUUUCAAGCAAAGUGAUGAUUCCUUCAAACAAAUCGAAAGUGCCUCGAAAUUUUAGCGAUUUUUUAAGAAAUGACGACAACAAGCGACGAUUGAUAUAUUUAAUGCAGGAAACCAUCAUUGCAAACAAGGCAAAGGCUUUGGACUUGCUACGCUGCCAGGAGAUCUACUUCUCAACCUAUAAAGAUUGCCGCAAAAUUACACCUGUUUCAUGCGAAAUAGAAGCUGAGUUAAUUAGCAAUCAAGAAGAAGCUGAUACCAAGAUCGUACUACACUGCUAUCACGCAUUGACUCGUCAUCCCUCAAAAAAGAUCUUGGUAAGAUCACCUUCAGGUGAUACCGAUAUUCUUGUAAUCUUGUUAAACAAGUUGCUUGAGCAUCAAGACCGUGUAUAUCUCGACUAUGGAAAUAGCAAACAUCGCAAAGGACUUUGGCUGGCCGAUAUCGAUUUACCUGAGGAGAUCAAGAAGUGCAUGUUGGGUUUUCAUGCCUUCACCGGGAAUGACUAUAUAUCGUCAUUUUUUCGAAAAGGGAAAAUGGCUUGCUGGAAAAUUGUUGAAAAGUAUCCCAGGUUCGUUAGUAUCUUUACGUCACUUGGUUUAUCUUGGGAAUUGGAAGAAGAAUUAGCUGAUGCUCUUGAACAAUACGUUUGUCUGCUAUACGGCAGCAGAAAGAAGAGAGUAAACGGCGUGCGAAGCGAAAUCUUCGAACGUAAACACGUUAACCAAAGAAAGGUUAUCGACAUAUCGCAUCUUCCACCUUGCAGGUCAACAUUACUCUUACAUUCGAAAAGAGCAAACGUAAUAGCGAAAAUAUGGAAUUCGUCACACGACCCAAUGCUAGAAGAACCAGAUUUCACACACAAUGGUUGGAAUAGUUUACUUGAGAUAUGCUGGAUGGAUGAAGCUUUUCCAAGGGAUAUGAACAGUAUUCUUCUUGAACCAUUAUUCGAUGCUGAUAAUGAUAUUGACUGUGGGCUGGACGAGGAGAGUGAUGAUGAGGAUUGAUUUAAUGAACAUCCUACCAGAGACGGUGUAUGUAUAUUAUAUAUAAUAAUACUACAAAUCGCUUAUAAUAUGCUAUAUUUAUAGUGUGACGAAAAGACUAAGUUCAUAACCAUGUAAUUCGCCUGUGGUUUUGAUUUUAUAGUGCCACAUUCUAAUAUAAUUCCUGCAUCAGCAUUAGUUUAGUAUACAUUGUUCAAACAGUAUAAGACAUUAUACAGUAUUAUAGAGAAAAUAUAGCCAUACGCUUAUGCUGUUCACCUUUUUGCAGUAAA